GGAUAUCAACCCACUAAUGUAGACAUGCAGCAGUGUGUGUUGCAGCUCUUUGAUAUCUGCAGAGACCAGAGUAGCAGAAAUCAGGAGGGAGUCUGCCUCACUAAAGAGCAGUGGACUGACUACUGCUCUCUAAAGGUCUGCUCUCACCCAUCUGAUUACAGAGGAUAUGACAGGAGCCUAGGACUGUGUCUGUGUCAAGUUCAGGAUAUCAGGGCUGGCUGUGGUGCAAAUUGCAAACAAACCAGCAGAUGUGUCAUUCAUCUCAUCUGCAGAGAGACCCUUCAGUUACAGAUCACCUACAAAGAUACUAAGAUUUUAACAUCAUUGUCAAACAUGAAACCAGCUGUAAAUAUCAGAACCAUUCAGAAGAUUUUACAGUGCCCAGCACUGACAGACUUCAACUUGCCUGUUUAUCUGGUGGAGGUGCAGGAACAAGGAUUUCUUGGGAUAUUAAAUCCAAACCCCCUUCAGGUAUUGAACUUGUUUCAAGAGACUUACAAAUGGAAAACAAGCAAUGAGUUUCACAUUUCCAACACAUCUGACAUUUUUGGGAAUAACUUUUUAAAAAACAUCAGUGUUCAUAAAAAUGUCACAGAGUCAUUAUGGGUAGAGGCAGGAGGAGUUUCAGAAAACUAUGCCAAGAUUUUAAACCCCACCGUUUGCCUUAAUAUUGGAGAUAUCCUUACCUUUGUUGUGACCAAAGACCAUUACCCUGUUUAUGAUAUCAACAAUCUUUACAACACCAAAAGCAAAUUUGAUUGGGGAGACUUCCGAAGCCUGGCUGAAGAAAUGAAUCUGAUGAACAGUGACUUGACACUUUUCUUACACUCUUUUCAGCAACCAGGAGUGUAUGUCCUUAAACUGAGCAGUAACCAGCAUAAAAAGAUGUAUAUUCGUGUCAUGCCUCCUGGUGCACGAUGCUAUGAAGACAGGCCAUUUUUUCCCAGUAUUCCUCGGCAUAUGAUUCAUUUGGGAAUUGCAAGAAUACCAAACCUUCUCCUGAAGCCAGACUGGCCAGCUAUUGCUGGAUUGAUGGCUGGAGCCAUCAUCUUAUUUAUUAUGUGCAUUGUGUUACUGGUAAUGUGGUGACAAUUAUAUGAAAGUAAAUAUGGUAUUUUAAAGAUUUCAUGCACCAUUUACACAUAUGGUAAACAGUAAAUAGAAUAGUCUAGGCCAUCUAUGCAUUUGCAGAGUAAUACUGUAUA
Molecule: messenger RNA, 1205 nt
Organism: Erpetoichthys calabaricus (reedfish)
Lineage: Eukaryota; Metazoa; Chordata; Cladistia; Polypteriformes; Polypteridae
Exons: 7
Coding region: 25-1089 (354 amino acids)
Source: RefSeq, a predicted model, not a curated record